UGUGGUUGUGGCUUCCUCUGGAACCUCUCUCUCUCUCUCCUGGGCGGCUCCAUCUAUCCAAAUGGGAGCUGAGUUUGCAAGCUACCAGAGGCGGUGGAGCUGGUGCUGCUGAUGUCAGAGCCAGAAGACAGUUGUGAUUGGAUCUAAUUAGACUUUGCGGCAGCAAAUAGACGAGCUCCCUGCGUGAUUGGCUUUAAAGUGGAUGGUGCCAAACAACUCGCAGAGGCGCAAAAGUAGCAGCCCUGCUUCUGGAGCCCAGAGGAAGAGGAGAGAGCUCCAGGGUGCUCAGGACGACACGCGGGAAUAUCUUUCCCAGAGCUUUCUGCCUAAAGAAGGGUUCAGCUUUCCGGCGUGCAUCCGAGGCUUUCAGCUCAACUGGAACCAAGCGACGGGACGAUUAUAGAGAAGGUGCUUGCUGGCGUGCUCAGUCCUAAAAAGUGAGACUGCUACUUGAUUUGCAAAACCAGAAAUACUCCCGGCUGCGGCCGCAGCAGCAAGACUAAGAAAGGUGAAACUGCUUAAGGACCGGCUCCUCUCUGGGUCUCCCGACUGGCAUGGCAUCUGUCCUGGGGAGUGGCAGAGGGUCUGGAGGGCUAAGCAGUCAGCUCAAAUGCAAGUCCAAGAGGAGAAGGAGGAGAAGGUCCAAGAGGAAAGACAAAGUCAGCAUACUGUCAACCUUCCUCGCUCCUUUCAAGUACCUAAGUCCUGGCACCACAAACACGGAGGAUGAAGACAAUCUGAGUACCAGCAGUGCUGAAGUGAAAGAAAACCGAAAUGUGAGCAACCUUGGGACCAGGCCCCUGCCCCCUGGAGACUGGGCCAGAGGCGGCAGCACACCCAGCGUUAAAAGGAAAAGGCCGCUGGAGGAAGGAAAUGGGGGACAUUUCUGCAAACUGCAGCUGAUCUGGAAAAAACUCUCCUGGUCUAUGACACCCAAGAAUGCGCUGGUCCAGCUACAUGAGCUGAAGCCGGGUCUUCAGUACCGGAUGGUGUCACAGACUGGCCCAGUGCACGCCCCAGUUUUCGCCGUGGCUGUAGAAGUAAACGGGCUCACGUUUGAAGGCACGGGGCCCACUAAGAAGAAGGCCAAGAUGCGGGCAGCAGAGAUGGCCCUGAAGUCCUUCGUGCAGUUCCCCAAUGCAUUCCAGGCCCACCUGGCUAUGGGCAGUAGUACCAGUCCGUGCACUGACUUCACCUCUGACCAAGCUGACUUCCCAGACACGUUGUUCAAGGAGUUCGAACCAUCCUCAAGAAACGAGGAUUUCCCGGGCUGCUGUCCCGUUGACACUGAGUUUCUGUCCUCUGCCUACCGGCGAGGACGGCUGCUCUACCACACACUGGACCUCAUGGGCCAGGCUCUGCCUGACAGGUCCAGGCUGGCUCCAGGGGCACUGGGUGAGAGAAACCCCGUAGUGGUGUUGAAUGAAUUACGCUCAGGUCUUCGGUAUGUGUGCCUCUCCGAGACAGCCGAGAAGCCCCGAGUCAAGAGCUUUGUCAUGGCUGUGUGCGUGGACGGGAGGACGUUCGAAGGCUCUGGACGCAGUAAGAAGCUGGCCAAGGGCCAAGCAGCACAAGCUGCCUUGCAGGCCCUCUUCGACAUCCGGCUGCCAGGUCACAUACCCAGCAGGAGUAAAAGCAACCUCUUGCCACAGGAUUUUGCAGACUCUGUGUCUCAGCUGGUCACACAGAAGUUCCGUGAACUGACAGUCGGCCUGACAUCUGUGUAUGCCCGCCACAAAACACUGGCAGGAAUCGUCAUGACCAAAGUGAACAGCAGCAAACACAUCGUCAGGAAGUUCCGAGGGCACCUGCGCACCAAGAUUGAGUCUGGGGAAGGAACAGUCCCUGUGCGGGGCCCCAGUGCAGUCCAGACAUGGGAUGGCAUCCUGCUGGGGGAGCAGCUAGUCACCAUGUCCUGCACAGACAAGAUUGCCAGCUGGAAUGUGCUGGGACUACAAGGCGCUCUCCUCUGUCACUUCAUCGAGCCUGUGUACCUCCAUAGCAUCAUUGUGGGAAGCCUGCAUCACACGGGCCACCUUGCACGGGUCAUGAGCCACAGGAUGGAGGGCAUCGGCCAACUGCCUGCCUCAUACCGACAAAACAGGCCUCUCCUUAGUGGUGUGAGUAACGCCGAGGCCCGGCAGCCAGGAAAGUCUCCCCACUUCAGUGCCAACUGGGUCGUAGGCAGUGCCGACCUGGAGAUCAUUAAUGCCACAACUGGGAAGAGGAGCUGUGGGGGUUCAUCCCGGCUCUGCAAGCACGUGUUUUCUGCUCGGUGGGCACGGCUGCAUGGUAGGCUAAGCACACGGAUCCCAGGCCACGGAGACACACCCUCCAUGUACUGUGAAGCCAAGCGGGGGGCUCACACCUACCAGUCUGUUAAACAGCAGCUCUUCAAGGCUUUUCAGAAAGCUGGUCUUGGCACCUGGGUGAGAAAGCCACCAGAGCAAGAUCAGUUUCUACUAAGUCUCUAAGUUGCUAGACUCCUUGGCUAUUGGACCAGAGUGAGAUGCCCGGAGAGGAUGAAGCCGUAUGAUGGUGUGGUGUGUCCAUCAGUUCUUGACCUUUGUUCUCCUUCAUUGUUCAGGAACACAUGGCCUCAUGUGUGGAUGAGAGACUACACUUGAGUUUGGGUCCUGCUGCUUCUCCCUGGGCUGUUAGUUCCAAGUACCUGUCCACCAUAGCUAGAGAUAGAAGGAAGCAUCAUUGUAUCAGCCCCAUCCCUUACUGGGUGUCAAAAGGAAAUUAUCUGUCCAGGCAAGGGGAGCCCAGAGGCGAGACUGAAAAGUGGUACUAAAGUGGAGUAUCAUGCACCUUCCUCUGGGCUUCCCUCCCCUUCCAAGGGCCUCUCUAGUGGUGUGAUCGAGUCUCACCAGCACAAGUUUAUAUGGCACUUCAAGAUAAGCCACAGGUGAACAGGAAAGCCAUGGGCUCCCCAACUCCAAAGAACCCAACAGGAAUGCUAUGUUGUUCUCAUUAUUUAUUCAGACCUUUCCAACUUUUUUCAAGAAGGACUUGAGACAGACAGUGUUGAAGAGCAGCUAAGGUGAAAGCUACGCUUAUGACACAAAGGGAUAGUUACCUGAGACAGGAAAGAGUCAUGAUCGAUGAGCUAAGAAAACUCUGUUCUUAAACUGGUCAAUGAUAGAAUGUUGCAAACAAACCCAAGCCUAUCCACUUGAUGACAAUGUCUCCAUUGCUUUUCACAGACAAGGACAGCCAUGGAAGAGAGAAAUAUAGGGUGGUUAACCACUACCCAGUAACCUCUCUGCUAGUUACGAGUAACGAAGCUGAGUCUUAGGUCAAAUUCUAAAUUGUAAGUGAAUUUUUAUUAGAAAGAAGGCAUGCGCGCGUGCGCGCGCGCGCGCGCACACACACACACACACACACACACACACACACACACACACACCACUCAACAUGCUCUCAAUCAAUCAUUUUAGGUUCCUUGAUCAUCAUGUUGCAUGAAGAAAAUAACAAUGAUGAUGAUGUCUUACCAUAGCGGCCGCGAUUAAAGGGACAGAGUCAUGCCACUUUUAGAACAGGCAUCAGCGUUCGUGGGUAGACAAAGAUUUCUUUAAUAUUUAGCCUAGAUCAUCAUCCCUAAGAGGGAAAAAUUACAGGCCAGGGGGAGGCAUGCUGCUAACCAAUGUUUCUUGAACUAAUUGUUUUUAACACUCGGAGCUCGUUUCUAACAUUCAUCAAGCUAGUUAACAUGUGUCUAAUCUUUUCUAUUUUAAGAAAUCCCAUCUGAUGGGCUGGAGAGAUGGCUCAGCAGUUAGGAGCAUUUGCUGCUUCCAUAGAGGGCUCUGGUUGAGUUCCUAACUUCCACACGGCAGCUCCAUACAUGACUUCAGCUCCAGUGACUCCACACAUGCAUGCAGUACACCUGUAUAAAUGCGGGCAAAGUAUCAUAGACAUAAAGUUAAAAAUAAACAACUCCCUUUCAAUCCCAUCUGAGAUGCAUUACAGUUUCUGUUUCAUUUUGUUUUGUUCUUCAAGUAUCAGAGAAACCACUUCUAGGAUGUGGGAUUCUUGAUUAGAAUUCCAGCUCCUCGGUCCCCAGUAAAUUUCAACCAUUACAUCAUGUCGCAUUUAUCCCAUCCUAUAUUGCAGAUAUCAUAAGAAUGCAGCAAGCAUGAAACACAUUGAAUUGCCACUAUCUGGUUCGAUAAAAAAGAAGAGCAGAGAUAUUAAUUCCUUGGAAUAAUAUGAGAUUGCAUCACUAGUGUCCUUUGAGAAAAGAAUAUGUGUGCCAUUAUAGGAAUACUUUCAAGAUAAACUUUCAAAGACAUGCAGUGUUUCUGCAAAUAAGUGACUCGGGUCACUCGCAAAUGGAGAGUAAAGUGGAAUCUUAACUCAGGGUAAAGGCUAAGAUCAAAAGGCCAACUUACAGGAAUCUCAGAUACUUGAUAUAUCACUAGGAGGAAGCUUAGAAACCCAAGAAACCUUGAGAGCUGAAUGUGGCUUAGCUGCAGUCCUUCAACCGUUAGGCACACUUACUUCCUGGCUGGACUCUAUGACCCACCCUCCAAUCAUUUGUAUUCUGAGCUGUUGACUGAAGAGCACACAGCACUUCAGAGACGUGAGCUCCAAACGGUGUUGUUGGUUAUAAAAAUAAAUAAUAAUUGGCAUUAACCUCGAGGUCUAAAACAAGAUGGAAAGAAGCAGAAUGGGCCCCUUUCAGAUUCUCAUGAACACCCACACUUUGGCCAUUGCAUGAGACAGAGAAAGCAGUUGCUGCCCGGCACCAUCGUGUGCAUAAAUUCCAGGGCUAGGUCCAUGACUCACGAUGUCUAAAGUGCUGUUUUUCCAAACACAACCCGAACUCUCCUAAAGAUUAUUUUCUCCUUCUGAACGGAGGAUUCAUUCCACCCCUGGGCACUAGCAUAGAGAUUUGUUUAUUUAUUUUAGUUACAUGUAUGUGUGUGUGAUUGUGUGUAAGUAUGUGCAUGUGUGUGCAGGUGCCUGCAGGAGGCUGAAGAGGGUGUCAGGGCCACUGGAGUGAGAUGUGUCAGGGCAGAUGUGAGACACCCUGUGUGGGUGCUGGGAAGCAAAUAUGGGUCCUCUGGAAGAUGCUUUUAAGCACUGAGUUAACUCUCCAGUCCUGAGAAUCACUUGUUAAGCCAACAGGAGACUCCUAUAUAGGAGAGCUAGGGGAUCCACAGUUUUUAUAGUGGUAAAAGAAUGUUUUUAACGCUACAAGUGCAAUUUUAAGAAACUGGGGAUUUUCCAAAGAGACAUCGCAGGAAAAAAAAUUUUUAAGUAGUUGACUAGCUUGCAAGAUACUUGUCAGAGUGACUGUGAAAUAAAGGAGGUGGGAGGAAGGAGGCAGAGGGUCCCUGGAUCUCUUCAAUGAAAAGAGGUGUACUGAAAUGAUCCAAAGUGAACCCUGCCACAUGCUUGGAAGCAGAAGUCAGGGGAAGACGAUCUUCAAGAAACUGGAAAACACAAAGAGGUAUUAAGGACGAAGAAUGAAAGGCUUGGGUACAUUUAUUAUCUGAAGCAGGCAGGUAGCUACAUCAGGAUUGCACACCUCUACCAUAUUGGACCAUAUAUGUGUAGCCCUUAACCUGCAGAAACCCCACCCACUCAUAAGUAGUCAGGCACUGAAUCUGGUGUAGGGUCUGGUGUGCAUAGAUGUACAGAGUGUGAAUGGCAUAAGACAUUGGGCAUAGCAUCUAGUGUACGUGGAAUAAACCCUGAAAGGGUCAGUGACAACACUGCUGUAGGCUGCCUUGCAUUUUAACUACUGAGUUAGUGUCUUGGGGUGCCUCAGCGAUACCCCUUCUGAAGUUUCCACGAGAGUGAAACGUAAAUAGGUGAUAUUUAUCUAUUAGUCACCCUGAAAACAAAUACAGUCAAACGAAUCCAAAAGAAUGUGGUUAGAAUAUAAAGAGGGCGGGCAGGCAGCUUAGCCACCUUGACUGUUUCUUAUAUAUCCGAUUUAUCCCAAAGCCAUCCCUCCUCCCCUAGCCCAAUCUCUUUGAUCUUCACACCCUUCGUUUUCAAAUCCUCUGUCUUCUGUAUCUACCUCCUUUGAGUCUCAUUCCUAAACUCCAUAUAGGAGUCAGCAUUAUCUUUAUCUGUCUCCAAAACACAUGUUGCUUUCCUAUUGGGGAGAUAAGCACAUUAGGGUUUCCUGCCAGGCUCUCAGUCAAAACACCAGUGUCUGAUCAUUUGUGAGCCUCCCCAUAGGACUGAGGCCCAUGGUAAAGGCCCCAAGGACACGAAAGCACUGCUCACUCACCUGUAGCAAAAGAUUUCACAACAAUGUAAAAUAUCAAGUUAUUGGAUUUAGGAUUUCUUUGGAUUGGGGUUUUUGCCAAGGAAAAGAUUUGCAAGUCUCUAACAAUCGUUUCCUUUUGAUUUCUGUGCUCCUCUUAGAACCUGUAUAUAUCUAUCACACUAUGAUUGAUUUUGUGAUGUCCUUUUUGUCUCUCACGGAUGUCAGGCUAAGUUGCUUUUCCAAAAGAUGCAUAGCUCAUAUUUUUUUCCAUAUAAUUUCCUUCUCACAGGACAGUUCUUAUCAAUAAAUUUAAGUGCUUUUUUGUAUAGUGUUUACCAUAUUUGAUGAGCCAUGAACAGUAAAUACAUAGUAAUACCAAUGCCCAGAAUAGAAUAGUUACAGUAUUUUGAUGAAAUACUAUUUUUAGAUUAUAAAUUUCAAGACGAGUCUAUAGUAUCUUGUUUUAAAAAAAAUUUAAAGAGACAAUUGAAAUUUAAAUAUAGUAGACAUUUUUUUUACUUAGGGAAACUUCUAUGAUCACUUUUAAGAAGCCAUUCUAAUAAAAUGACCCAAUUGGCCCGAAAGAUAAUAAUGACCACUUUCUAAUAGCAACCAAAGGAAAUUUAGAAAAUGUCUUUCCUUUUUACGUGCUACCAUUUGACUGCUGUGACCACUGCUUCCCGCCCAAGUCUCAGCAUUCAGCAAAGCCUGUUUCUCCAUCACUCCUAUCGAGGAGAGUUCUCAGAAUCUACAAUCUUGUAUAGGACUAAGAAAUCGACCAUGCUGAACAUUUCUAAAACUACCCCCAGCUCUGGAUGUUUACAGAGUUCGUGAAGGAGUGGAGAAUUCAAAGUGCUGCCCCGGGAAAGGUGAUAGCACCAAAAUCAACCUUUAGCUGGGGUGUGGGGCAGGGAAGUGAUAGGGGAAACAUGGGGUGCAGAUCGUUAUAUUCUAUGGAUAGAAGGCUUGGAGCCAGCAGAUUGACUCCUGGGCGCUGCCCAUGGUUCUGACUCGUAGUUGAUCGUGGAAACAACUAUUUUUGGGAAUGCUAAGGUAUCGGUGGCUCUUGUUAAACUUCUUCCACAUAUGAAGCAGAUAAGUGAUGCUGGAGAAAUAAGGAAAUAGACACAAAAUGGCAUAUGUGGAGGCCACCGGAGAGAUGCCAUAGAGAACAGAGCAUUGUCCCCAUACAGUUCCUCCCACCCCAAGUCUGGGAAACCAGAAAACGAGUUUGCUCAUUUUCCCGGCAAUUCUACUUCUUUAGACUCACUUCUCCCUUCCCACCACCACCUUCCUUUUGUCCGUGCUUCCCUCCUGCUAAACGUCUGCUGUUUGUUCUGAUCCCCUGGUGUACCCGAGAGAAGUGAAGUACCAGACAGACUGCUGCUUACGGUCAGGAAGCUCCCUAUGUGUUCACGUGAUAGCGUGACUUGGGUGGAUUUACAGCGAUCCUUCUGGACUCCCAGAGCAUGUCCAUCUCAUCUGACCUCUAACCAAAAGAAUCGCCAGUGGCCAUGUCGCAAGAAAUUUCAACCAAACAAUAGCGCCCCUGCAGGGAAAUGUACAGUCUCAAAACCUGGAGAAAAUACCACCUUAUUUCCCAACUCGUGUUUUUUAGAGGUUGGAGAGAUGAUAUACCCUUUUGAAAAUAAAAAUAAAAAUUAUCUGGAUUCUAGUGCCUCUUUCACAUGGGCACCCGAUUUCUAUCUCCCAGAAGUCUGUGAAUCAAUUUAAAGAAAUCUUUCCCAACAGUGCCCAGCUAAUUUUCAGCACUUUUUAAGUAAAAUGAACAUUAAAAAAAAAAGUCCAUUCUUAGUUGAAGGUAUGUACAUAAAAAAAGCAUGAUUGAAUGGCAAUAUUGUAUCAAUGGAUGUAUAUUUGUAAUAUUUGUAAAAUAAAAAUCCAAAACCUUACAACAUGAAUUUACAUAUGUUAAUUUGCCUCUUCUAAGUUCUGUAAAUUGCACUUUGGUGAUACCUGAUAAGUGAAUGUUUCUCUUAAGUGAAUAAAAAUAUCAAGUAAAGUUGUUCUUUCCUGGA
Rattus norvegicus (Norway rat) is the source of this 8268-nucleotide messenger RNA. The record is from RefSeq and is a predicted model, not a curated record. Lineage: Eukaryota; Metazoa; Chordata; Mammalia; Rodentia; Muridae.